UAUAAGAAACCAACAAAGGGGGAAAAACGAUUAGGGUUACGAUCGGAGAGAGAGAGAUAGAGAGAGGGAGAGGGAGAGGGAGAUGAAGACAUCGAAAUCGAAUCCAUCAAUGGAGAAGCGCGUGAACAAGAUACUGAGACACGUGCAGAAAUUGCAAGAGGAGAAAGCGGCGGAUCAAAAGCUACGAAUAAAAAAAAUAGUGCGACAGAUGAACAGGUUGCAGGAGGAAACAGAGGAGAUGGAGGAAAUGGAAUCGAUAAAGAAAUCGGAAGAGGAAAAGAAUGCGAAAUUCAUGAAGGAAGCAUUAGAGGAGCUGGAAUUGGAGAAGAAGAAGAUACAGAAAGCUAAAGAGAAGUAUGCUCUGGCGAGGAAGCUCAGGCCCGAUCUCUAUCGUCUAUGUGGAACUCUAAACGUCAUGUAUCGCCGAGAUUCUCACGAUUCUUACUCUCCAGAACAUGUGCAAAAGGCCAAAGAUUAUGCCCAAGCAGCAAUUGAUGUGUUCAACCAAAGACAGGGCGUCGAAUACAGUGUGGUGGAAGUAAUCGAAGCACUUUCAGUUGCAGUCAAUGGAUUUAUAGUGUCUUUGACGUUUACCGCCAAGCCCAAUGAUGCUGAUUAUGAUUAUGAAGAGGAUGCCGAAAGUUUCAGCGCAAGUCUUCACUAUUCAUAUAAAGGUCUUGACGUAACGCAUGUUGAUUUUACUAUUUAGCUGCUACAGGCGAUUCCAGAUUCAGAGAAGCUAAAUAUAUAUAUCUAUAUAUAUGGAAUAUUAAGUAAUCGGCCGGUUGUGAACUUUAUUUUUAGGCAUCUAGAGUCUAUUUUUAUCUGUGAAAAAACUGAUUGUGUUUAGAGGUCAAUGCUAACAAUGCUAAGUUUACAUUUUGCUUGCUACUGCCAAAUUUAUUCCCGUUCAGAUUCUUGUUUAGCUUUGCUGUUUGCGAA
This is a messenger RNA of Erythranthe guttata (spotted monkey flower), 942 nucleotides long. RefSeq lists its product as uncharacterized. The record is from RefSeq and is a predicted model, not a curated record. NCBI's taxonomy places the organism in Eukaryota, Viridiplantae, Streptophyta, Magnoliopsida, Lamiales, Phrymaceae.